UCGAGUGAAGUGUUUGGAUGCACAGUAGACUGAUGGAAAGUUCAGCUUCUCUGGACUGAGUCGCAGUUGCUUUCUGUGGAGUUUACUUCAGGGACAUCAACCUCAGAGGUGCUCUUCUCCGCUCAACAUUGCACAUCCAGCAAUAUAUCGGCGUUAGGAAAGCUCCAUCAAUCUCAGGUUUAGUGUCGGUUUCAUUUUCCGCGGAAGCAAACUUAGUUUCGGUUUAGCUUCUCGCCUGAAUAUUCUGACUCCCCAACGCAGGCAGGCGGUUACACCUUCUCUUCCAACCUUUGAGGCUCGGCUGUGAUCCGAUUGAGCGCUGGUUGUGAGAAGACAGCAUGUCUGUGAUAACAUCGCGGCUUACAGAAGAAGACCUGAAACUAGUGUUUGAAACUCUUGGUAAAGUCAAGUUGCAUUUUCUCUAUAAAGCCAGCAUCCAUGGGUUUCAUACCAGAUAUUUCUUUGAAAAAUGCACCAAACAAGGACCAACAUUAACUGUUGGCUACAUGGGGUCAAAUUGCAUUUUUGGAAGUUACAUAAGCCGAGACCUUAGCAAUUAUGAAAAUCGAAUAGACAACAGAGCCUUUCUCUUCCGAAUAGCCAACACAGGGGCAGAAAGAGUGAUUACAAAGUUUGAUGUGAAACUAGAAGCCUCGGCUUUUUCUUGCUAUUCAAAGACUGGUCUCAAUUUUGGGGACAGCCUUGUGUUCAUGGCCGAUGAGAAGGCUAAUGUCAACAUCAGGCCUGGUCAGUCCUACAACUUGGAUGAUACUGAUCCAUUUGACUGCAAUGUACCAAUAGAUCUCAUCGAAUUGGAAACUUACAGGGUGGAAGAGUUAAAAACUCCCUUGAGGAAAAUAGAUUGGUCACCAAGUGUGCUUGCUAACAGGAAAAGAACUGAGCUGAUGGACUUCGUCAAGACACAUAAACCAUUUCAAAACAGUGCUACUCGGCCCACGAUUUUACUAAUUGGACCCCUUGGAGCAGGAAAAUCCAGUUUCAUCAACUCCACAGACGCUAUUUUUCGUGAGUUCAUCACUAAUCGGGCUUUGGCUGGAAAUGUUACAACCAAGUUUUCAAAGUACUCCUUCCAAGCAGGCAGAAUAUCACCAAGCCUAGUCCUCUGUGAUACAAUGGGACUUGCAGAAGAUAGAGAAUAUGGGAUUUCCAGUGAAGAUAUUGUCAACAUUAUCAAUGGAUUAAUUCCUAACCAAUAUCAGUUUAAUACAGCUUUACCAGUUGGAGUUGAUCAAAACAGCUCCACUGAUUCAACUGUGCAUUGUGUUGCAUAUGUUGUCGAUGCAAGCCAAAAUCCCAUCCUUUCCAGUCGCAUGGUAAAGAAAAUGCUUGGCAUUCAAUCACAACUUAACCUGUUAGGCAUACCGCAGAUCGUUUUACUAACAAAAGUGGAUAAAGCAUGCUUUCUAGUUGCAGACGAUUUGGAAUAUGUUUAUCGGAGUGAACACAUUACAAGAAAGAUAAUAGAAGUUGGAGAACAACUCAAGAUCCCAAUUACCUGCGUAGCUCCUAUAAAAAACUAUUGGUUAUCUCACGAGCUGGAUUGCUCUACAGAUAUUUUAAUACUGUCUGCACUGGUGCUGAUGCUGCAUUCUGUUGAUACCUACUUUGAGAAUAAGGCAAACUUAUUUUUAGAGUGAUGGUUUUUUUGGGUGAUGGUCACUGAAUAGUUUCAGCUUGGUUUAAAUGCUCCUAAUAACCUCUUGCAACUCUGCAAUGCUAUUACCCUGUUUAAAAUAAUGAAAUAAAAGCUUAAAGCCAAAGUUUGUAAUGUUGGGGAAGUGUUAAACUGACUGCAAAUGUCAUAGAGCUUUCUUUUAUAUGUUACAGUUAGUAUAGACUUUGCCUGUAAAGAAUUUUUGUCAAUUUAUCUACUGUGACCAUUGAACCUUUGAAUGAGGACUGAACUUAAAGCAAUGCAGAAACUAAAAUAAAAAGCUUGAAACAA
Molecule: messenger RNA, 1966 nt
Organism: Pristis pectinata (smalltooth sawfish)
Lineage: Eukaryota; Metazoa; Chordata; Chondrichthyes; Rhinopristiformes; Pristidae
Product: interferon-induced protein 44-like
Exons: 8
Coding region: 339-1658 (439 amino acids)
Source: RefSeq, a predicted model, not a curated record